Messenger RNA from Gorilla gorilla gorilla (western lowland gorilla), 2705 nucleotides. RefSeq names its product golgi phosphoprotein 3 (gene GOLPH3). Gene Ontology annotation, molecular function: phosphatidylinositol-4-phosphate binding. Gene Ontology annotation, cellular component: cytosol; Golgi cisterna; trans-Golgi network. The record is from RefSeq and is a predicted model, not a curated record. Gene Ontology annotation, biological process: Golgi to plasma membrane protein transport; retrograde vesicle-mediated transport, Golgi to endoplasmic reticulum; Golgi organization. The transcript has 4 exons. The coding region runs from base 314 to 1210 and encodes 298 amino acids. Lineage: Eukaryota; Metazoa; Chordata; Mammalia; Primates; Hominidae.
UCCUCCGGUGACGUCAGCCGGGGCCGCCAUAUUGGAAAGGCGCCGCCGCCGCCUCCGCCUUGGAGCUCGGGGUGUUUCGGGGGCUGCGGCCACAGGCAGGAAGGCGCUCCUCUCCUGCCCCGCCGACGCCCGGCCAGCCCGCUUCGCCUUGACCUGUUUCCUCAUGACUGCCCCCGGCCCCGCUGCCGACGGACGUCGCCCCGGCGUCCGGAUUUAACACGGAAACCCGGGUCGGAGGCCGCGCGGGGAGGAGGAGGGCGACCCGGUCGGUCCCGCGACCCUCUCGGCCCGGCUCGGCGCCUCGGCGGGAGCCAUGACCUCGCUGACCCAGCGCAGCUCCGGUCUGGUGCAGCGGCGCACCGAGGCCUCCCGCAACGCCGCCGACAAGGAGCGGGCGGCGGGCGGUGGCGCCGGCAGCAGCGAGGACGACGCGCAGAGCCGCCGCGACGAGCAGGACGACGACGACAAGGGCGACUCCAAGGAAACGCGGCUGACCCUGAUGGAGGAAGUGCUCCUGCUGGGCCUCAAGGACCGCGAGGGUUACACAUCAUUUUGGAAUGACUGUAUAUCAUCUGGAUUACGUGGCUGUAUGUUAAUUGAAUUAGCAUUGAGAGGAAGGUUACAACUAGAGGCUUGUGGAAUGAGACGUAAAAGUCUAUUAACAAGAAAGGUAAUCUGUAAGUCGGAUGCUCCAACAGGGGAUGUUCUUCUUGAUGAAGCUCUGAAGCAUGUUAAGGAAACUCAGCCUCCAGAAACGGUCCAGAACUGGAUUGAAUUACUCAGUGGUGAGACAUGGAAUCCAUUAAAAUUACAUUAUCAGUUAAGAAAUGUACGGGAACGAUUAGCUAAAAACCUGGUGGAAAAGGGUGUAUUGACAACAGAGAAACAGAACUUCCUACUUUUUGACAUGACAACACAUCCCCUCACCAACAACAACAUUAAGCAGCGCCUCAUCAAGAAAGUACAGGAAGCCGUUCUUGACAAAUGGGUGAAUGACCCUCACCGCAUGGACAGGCGCUUGCUGGCCCUCAUUUACCUGGCUCAUGCCUCGGACGUCCUGGAGAAUGCUUUUGCUCCUCUUCUGGACGAGCAGUAUGAUUUGGCUACCAAGAGAGUGCGGCAGCUUCUCGACUUAGACCCUGAAGUGGAAUGUCUGAAGGCCAACACCAAUGAGGUUCUGUGGGCGGUGGUGGCGGCGUUCACCAAGUAACUCUGCUCGGGGUGAACCAUUCUCCUUUCUCUCAAGUAAACCAGUAGUUUUUCUUCUGUUGACUUCUGGUUUUCUGUAAUUUGUACUUUCCCACACUAUAAUUGGCUUCUGUUUUACAAAAUGGUGGGUGGCUUUUUUUUUGUAUGUGUACAGGAUUCUGCUGGUACGAGAGGCCUUCCUCUUUCUGUUUUUAAAAAAAGUUUUACUGCCAUAUUGGCAUUCCAUUCCCUGUUGCCAUCCUCACUGUUACCUGUUUUGGGUUUCUGGUCUACUUUGACUUUCAAAGUACCUCCAGCCUCCUCAUACGCACAGCUUUUGGAUGACCUCAGCUUGAGUUUCUCCAUAUGUGCAUGUACAUCUAGCAUUCUGCCUACAGUUCAGACAGAAGUCACAAAAAGGCCUUCAACUCACCAAAGGUAAAUAUCUGUAUCUAUUAAGACAUUUUAUACAUAGACUUCAGUUGAGAUGUGUACUUAGCAAAAUUAUUUUUAAAUUGAAACAGCACAGUAAAUACUUAAUAUAAAAUGCCCCUUGGAUUUUGCUUCCCAUGUAAAUCUAUUGUAUUAUUACACUUGUUAUAAUUUUAACUAUAAAGGUCCAAUUGUUUCACAGAGCCAGUUUGGGAUGGGCUGCAUUCCAUUUAUGCUGUAUAUAGUUUGAAUUAUAUAUAAAUUACCCCUUCUUCUGGCCACCCCUGCUCCCAUCUUAGUAUUUUGCAAGAUCUAAUUGGUUGUACACCUGGUGCCCCUCGCUUGCUUCAAUCAUGGUUAUUUGAUGGCAAAAUCGACCUCUCAUCGCUGAAGGAGAGAGAAAAGAUGUGUGUCUGAUUGGUCCUGGGAUUUUUUGAGCUGUGCCAUUUAUGGUACUCUUUGCCUAUGCAUCCCCUUUUUAGAUUUUUUUUAAAUUUUAUCUUACUGUUUUUAUAAUUUCUAUUGGGAAGAGGCUUGUGACCAGUACCAAUCUUGAGUUUCUUUUUCUGUCCACAAGUAAAUGAAUGUCUGCUCUGAAAUGUCAUUUAUCUACUCACACAUUCUUGGGGAAAAAAUCAAAUGUCAGUCCUAGCAGAUGUUGCAUGUAAAUUGGUAGCAAGUAAUGAUUACAACCCAGAGGAUUAAGAAUUUUGUAACAGAAAGCUCUGCUAUGUUUUAAUUUUUUAUAUACAAUUAGGAUAAUUAGCAUUGUCAGACUAUAAACCUUUGCUUUUUAAAGUUUAUUUUUACUAUUUCUUUAUCACUUUAUUGUAUCAUCACCAUUGGUUUCAUAAUGUAAAUACUAUAUAUUGAACAAAUUAAAUGUCAAAAUUUUUUAUUACCAUAGUCCAUGUUAAUAGUGGGGCUUUCAGGUGUUUAGAGAUUUUUUUUGUUGUUGUUAACAUUCAUUGCAAAAGUACUAGAUGGUGUAUAACUCUAGAGUUGAAUUUUAAGGGAUUCCCUAAUAUGUAUACUAUCUUUUUAUCUGAAGUAAUAAAUAAACAAUGAUCUUGAAAGUGCCUGAA